ACUCUCCUCCCAAAUCUCAACUCAUACCAACUCAAUCAUCCCUUAUCUUGUUUUCAGUCUAUCGAAAUUCUCUAACCUAUCGAUCAUCCCUUUUCCUCUUUUCAUCUUUCAGGAUUUUCUAACCUACCAAUCAAUCCUUAGUUCUCUUACCAUGACCCGAAACCGAACCCGAGGAUGUUCAUCAUGCACAAAGGAUCAAUUCCUCCCGGAGGAAUCCUUCAUGAGUUGGGGAAAUUACCUAACGGCCCUAAAACAAACCCCAUCAAGAUUAAUGAACAGGGUCACGGCCCGAUCAUUAGACUCGACCGAAUUCGAAGUGAAAGCCGUUAGCGGGAAUGAAAUGAAAAAAACAUUAAAUUGGUGGGAUAUAAUUUGGUUUGGGGUUGGCGCGGUCAUUGGAGCGGGCAUUUUUGUUCUAACGGGCCAAGAAGCUAACCAACAUGCGGGCCCGGCUGUUGUUUUGUCUUAUGCUAUUUCGGGCUUUUCCGCUAUGCUUUCUGUUUUAUGUUACACCGAAUUUGCUGUUGAGAUUCCUGUUGCAGGUGGUUCAUUCGCGUAUCUAAGAGUGGAGCUAGGUGACUUCAUGGCAUUCAUAGCAGCAGGAAACAUAAUCCUUGAAUAUGUGAUAAGUGGUGCAGCAGUAGCAAGGUCAUGGACAUCCUACUUUGCUACACUAUGCAACCAUGAACCACAAGAUUUCAGAAUCAUAGCACACAAUCUAAGCCCCAACUACAACCAACUAGACCCAAUUGCUGUAGUUGUUAUAGCAGUGAUCUGUGUCCUUGCAGUCUACAGUGUUAAAGGAUCUUCUCGUCUCAACUAUUUCUCAUCCAUCGUCCAUCUCCUCAUCAUCGUCUUUAUUGUGAUCGCGGGUCUUUUUCAUGCUAAUAAAACUAACUUGACCAACUUUACUCCAUAUGGUCCUAGGGGAAUUUUUCAGGCUUCAGCAGUUCUGUUUUUUGCUUAUGUGGGGUUUGAUGCUGUGUCUACUAUGGCUGAAGAGACUAAGAAUCCUGCAAGAGAUAUCCCUAUUGGCUUGAUUGGUUCUAUGACUAUUUGUACUUUUGCUUAUUGUGUCAUGUCUUUCACUCUUUGCCUUAUGGUUCCUUACUCUAAAAUUGAUAAGGAUGCUCCCUUUACUUUGGCCUUCCAACAGGUGGGAAUGGGCUGGGCAAAGUACCUUGUGGCUGUAGGAGCAUUGAAAGGAAUGACAACAGUAUUACUAGUAAGUGCAAUAGGGCAAUCUCGUUACUUAACACACAUAGCAAGAACUCAUAUGAUGCCUCCAUGGUUGGCCCACGUAAACGAGAAAACAGGUACACCGGUAAAUGCAACUGUGGUUAUGAUGCUUGCCACAGCUGCAGUCGCAUUCUUUACCAGUCUCGACGUUUUAGCUAAUCUCCUAUCGAUCUCCACCUUAUUCAUCUUCAUGUUAGUCGCUGUUGCUUUAUUAGUCCGAAGAUACUAUUCAAGCGGAACAACUUCAACAAAACAUCGAAACAUGUUGAUCGGAUGCUUGGUUUGUAUCCUUGGUUCAUCCAUCGCAACUGCUGCAUUUUGGGGAGUAUCCCAAACUGGUUGGAUUCCAUACACUAUUACUGGUCCUAUUUGGGUCUUGGGUACUUUGGUAUUACAAUUCUUUGUUCCUCAAAAAAAGCCUACAACUUGGGGGGUGCCCUUAGUUCCUUGGAUACCUUCAGCUUCUAUUGCUGUCAAUAUCUUUCUACUUGGGUCAAUUGAUAAGGACUCGUUCAUCAGGUUCGCGAUUUGGACUGGUCUUUUAAUGGUGUAUUAUUUGUUGUUCGGGUUACAUGCUUCUUAUGAUAACGCUAUGGAGAUGGAAAAGGCGAAAUCGGUUGAAAAUGUUAUGGAAUUGGGUGAGGUUGAAGCUCCUAAGUCUCUUCAUACUACUCAUGGAUCAGAUGAAGAUGGAAAUACAGUUAGUGAUGGUAAUGAUCAGAAAAAUUAGAGUUAGUUAGAUUUUUUAGUAUUAGUGUGUAGGUUUUGUGUUUUGUACUUAAUUUUUUUCUUGCUUUUGAACCUUAAGUUUCUACAUUUUUAUAUGAAUUGUUUUGAAAGUUAUGAAUUAUUUUCCUUUGUUUACAUCGAGUUACUGCACAAAUGUGAGUUAGUAGUUUUGUGGUU
Messenger RNA from Amaranthus tricolor (Joseph's coat), 2145 nucleotides. Its product is annotated as cationic amino acid transporter 1-like. The transcript is spliced from 3 exons. Gene Ontology annotation, biological process: transmembrane transport; amino acid transport. Lineage: Eukaryota; Viridiplantae; Streptophyta; Magnoliopsida; Caryophyllales; Amaranthaceae. The record is from RefSeq and is a predicted model, not a curated record. The coding region runs from base 152 to 1969 and encodes 605 amino acids. Gene Ontology annotation, cellular component: plasma membrane. Gene Ontology annotation, molecular function: L-glutamate transmembrane transporter activity; L-lysine transmembrane transporter activity.